Molecule: messenger RNA, 1533 nt
Organism: Theileria equi strain WA
Lineage: Eukaryota; Apicomplexa; Aconoidasida; Piroplasmida; Theileriidae
Exons: 1
Coding region: 1-1533 (510 amino acids)
Source: RefSeq, a predicted model, not a curated record
AUGCCUGCUCAACCUGGUGUUACUGUAGAUAUAAAGGAGGAUGUUCCUCAUGGACAAGGAUCUACUAAGAUAUAUGGUCCUCCUGACCAAGAAGUUAAGCUGACAAAGAAAGAGAAUCCUCGAGGUUCUGGCUUCUGGAAGUUUACACAUACCAAAAAGGGUAGAAAACAUUUUUCUAUCAGGGAAAUACAAUAUAAUAAGCAGAAUACUGAUGGUAUAGAUAUUUAUCCUGGUACUAAAUUUAAAAGUUUGGCCGUUUGGUACUGGAUCUAUGACCAAUCAAUGAAUAACCCCUUAUUAAUAGAAAUAUGGGAUGAGAACAAUGAAUAUAAGUAUCGCGUAAGUAAUGGUAAUUGGAAAUGUUGGCAACAUCUUGAUGGAUAUUCAGACCCUCAAAAUAGUCCGCUCAUCGGUAAGGAUAUUGAAAAGGAACUCGACAAACUUAACUGUUCAUUUAACGAUGCAGUUACCAUAGAUAUUAGUAUGAAUGUAUCUGAAAAUAACCAGUCAUACUGCUGUGGAAAACAUGAUCAUAGUAAGAUUUCUGUUGAGAAGAGUGUUGUAUCUGUUAAUAGAUUAAAAUCUAUCGACUACUAUGUUCACACCGUUAAUACCGGAGUUCAUGUAGCCAAAAUUAAGUACGACGAGAAUUGUAUAGAUAGCCAAGUAAGGAUGAUAAAAUCUCAUGCGUUAACAUUGUCAAUCUCUGUUCCAAUCAGUGUCUCUGUAUUUUACUCUUGUACUGAUCCAAAACUGAUAUAUCUUGAUACCUCUAAAACUAGCACAGAAAUCCAGGUCACAGGCUGGCAUCAAAGGGAGGGUAAGAAUAGACAUAGAUGGACAGAAGUUUCUGAUGGCCCAAAAGAAGCACCUGAUAGUAUCAGAGAGAGUAAUAAUGAAGAUGAAUUUAACAAACUUAAAGACGUACUAGAAAGUGCCGUUGUCGAUUCUGCUGAUAUGGAAGAGCCUGAUGUACCAGAACUUGAAGACCUUGAGGAAGAAGAUGAAGAGGAGGAAGAGAUAAAGAGGGGUGAAAAACAGGUUCCUGACGCUGGUAGAGGAGAAUACAGUAAUGAAGAUGAUGGAGCUGGAGAAGACCAUAUUAAAAAACUGCUCAAUGGUUUACUAGAUUUUGGACUAAAUGUAGCCACUAAACUUGGACCUGUUGCGGUCGGUGUAGCUGAAGUAGCUAAAGAGGCUGCUCCCGGAGUUUUUCGUGUUCUAUCUCUCGGUAAUCCUAGUUCUGCUACAUAUUCACCUAAAGGAUCUCAACCUCAAAUAAAACUUGCUCUUCCUGAAGAAUAUACUGGAUCUCCUGCUCCUAAUCCUGAACCUGCUCCUCUUAAACUUUCUUCUGAAGAAUCUCUUCCUACUUCCAAAGAAUCUACAUCUGCUCUUACUGUUGUUGCUCCUGCUGGCAUUUCUAUAGGAUAUAUAAUCUCUUCUGUUUGUGGUGGAAGUGCUGCAGUUGGUAUAGCUGGAUGGAAACUUUAUAAUCGCUAUAAAGGAGACCCUUGGGUACGACAAAUCUAA